Molecule: messenger RNA, 1719 nt
Organism: Helianthus annuus (common sunflower)
Lineage: Eukaryota; Viridiplantae; Streptophyta; Magnoliopsida; Asterales; Asteraceae
Product: beta-amyrin 28-monooxygenase
Exons: 4
Coding region: 3-1505 (500 amino acids)
Biological process (GO): sterol metabolic process
Molecular function (GO): monooxygenase activity; iron ion binding; oxidoreductase activity, acting on paired donors, with incorporation or reduction of molecular oxygen
Source: RefSeq, a predicted model, not a curated record
UAAUGCAGACACAAACUCACAAACCAAGAGCCACAAACACCCCCAUCUAUUCUUCCUCAACAAUGGACACCCUAUUCCUACUUUCUUCAACACUUUUGCCCAUCAUCACCAUCUUCAUUCUGCACCAUCUUUUCUCCCAAAAAACAACCAUUCCCGGAAGCUAUGGUUAUCCACUCCUAAUAGGAGAAAGCAUAGAUUACUUCAAAAAGCUACGCAGUGGCACGAACGAGAAGUUCGUCAUGCAAAGAAGAAAACUCUUCGGGGAUGUUUUCAAAACAUCGAUUCUUGGUGAGAAAAUGGCGUUUUUAUGUGGCCCAGAAGGGAAUAAGUUCUUGUUCGCUAAUGAAAAUAAGCUUGUUGAAGUAUGGUGGCCGAGUUCCGUGGAGAGUAUUAUCAAGAAAUCUCACAAUAAGUCUGUAACCGCGGAAUCCGCCAAGGUUCGACAGCUGUUGCCGCCGUUCUUGAGAGCUCACGCGGUUAAGAAUUAUGUCGCGGGUAUGGAUUCGGAGCUCAGACAACAUUUGCAGGAUUACUGGAUUGGGCGUGAUCAGGUUGAAGUUUGCCCGUUCGUUGCAAAAUACACAUUUGCAUUAGCCGUAAAGUUGCUAUUGGGAGUGCGUGAUCCGACGGAGUUGGAGAAGCUUGCGGUUCCGUUCGUGGAGGCGGCCGGUGGAAUCAUAGCGGUCCCGAUCAACAUUCCAGGAACAAGGUUUAACCGUGGCGUCAAAGCGUCAGAAAGGAUUCGUGAAGUUAUUAACGGCAUAAUCGCGCAAAGGAGGAAAGAUCUUGCCGACGGAACAGCUGAUCCGCCGCAAAAUUUGCUUUCGCACAUGAUUGUUGAGGUUGACAAACGGAAUCAAGACAAGAACAACGCUCCGACCACCGACGGUGACAUGUCCAGUGACUUACUAGGGUUGCUCAUCGGUGGAUAUGACACCAUCAACACCACCGUCGUGUUUAUUAUGAUGAUGCUUGUUGACUACCCCGAUGUCUACCAACGAGUUCUAACAGAGCAAAUGGAGGUAGCAAAGGCGAAACCAACAGGAGAACUGUUAAACUGGGACGACCUGCGCAAGAUGAAGUACUCAUGGAACGUCGCAUGUGAAGUACUGAGAAUGCGUCCACCAACCGUCGGCGCAUUCCGUGUCGCGAAAACCGAUUUCACAUAUGCCGGUUUCAAAAUCCCAAAAGGAUGGAAGCUACAUUACAUUCCACAUUACACUCAGCGAAACCACGAGUACUUCCCACAUCCCGAAAAGUUUGACCCCUCGAGAUUUGACGGAGAUGGACCCGCACCUUACACAUAUGUGCCGUUUGGUGGUGGUCCGCGUAUGUGCCCCGGAAACGAGUAUGCACGAGCUGAAAUACUAGUUUUUAUGCACAACAUAAUCACUAGAUACAAUUGGGAGAGGCUAAUUCCUGAUGAAAAAGUGGUGAUUGACCCACUUCCAAGGCCAGUUUACGGGCUUCCAAUUAAGCUCAUUCCUCAUAAAACAGAACCGUAAGUUUAUAGCUAUAUUUGCACCAUAAUAAAAAAAAAAAAAAUACUUUCAUUGUACUUUUGUUUAUGUAAGGUUAUAAUAAAAGAAAAUACAUUUGGCCUAGAGAACAUAUGUAAGGUUAUAAUAAGGGAAAAUACAUUUGGCCUAGAGAACAUAUGUUUAUGUAUUUGUAUUGGAUUUCAUCUAUUUAGUGGAUUGGUUUUUAAAACCAUAUGGA